This is a messenger RNA of Pistacia vera, 3215 nucleotides long. Its product is annotated as putative disease resistance RPP13-like protein 3. The record is from RefSeq and is a predicted model, not a curated record. NCBI's taxonomy places the organism in Eukaryota, Viridiplantae, Streptophyta, Magnoliopsida, Sapindales, Anacardiaceae. Bases 48 to 2936 code for a protein of 962 amino acids. The transcript has 2 exons. Gene Ontology annotation, biological process: defense response to other organism. Gene Ontology annotation, molecular function: ADP binding.
UCUUCCAAACUAUCUUGAACAAAGAACAGAGCCAGAGCCUCUGAGCCAUGGUUGAUGCAGUGGUCUCAUACGUGUUGAAAAAGGUCGGGGACUAUCUCAUCCAAGAAGCAGUGUUUCUAAAAGAAGUGAGAAAUGAAGUUGAGUCGCUGAAGAAUGAGCUUGAAUGGAUGCAAUGUUUCAUAAAAGAUGCAGAAGAAAAACAAAUUGACGAUGCUGUAAUUCGCAAGUGGGUAUCCGACAUGAGAGACAUCGCUUAUGAUACCGAAGAUGUUCUGGAUAAAUUCAUAAUCAAAAUCCAUGGUGAAAACUCCUCAAACCUGCUCAAAUUCGAUGAAAAGGAAGAAGAAAAAGAAGUGGGUUCGGAUUCAACGAAAACCCUUCAAGUCAAUGCAGGGGAGACUUCAAAUACUGCAAACCCUUUCCCAGUCAAUGAAGGGAGGACUUCGAAAAACAGGUCAGGAUUCUUUGCUUCCAUUAAAAUUUGUUCUUGCAUAUUCAAUAAAAAUUCGAGUAACCAACUAGAACCGGGCCGCCACAAAUUGGAAUCCAAUGACAAAGAGUCUGUUCAUAAAGAGUCCGGCCACCAGAAAUUGGUAUUAAAUGACAAAGAUUCUGUUCAUAAAGAGUCCAGCCAUACACAGUCCAGUCUCUAUAACAAAGGCAAGGAAAAGGUGAAUUUGUAUAGCAUAGGGAAGGAGAUUGAAGCACUUAGAAAAAGAAUUAGUGAUCUCUCUAAGAAACGUGACUUGUACCGCCUUGAGGGUGUUGGUAACAAGCAAGAAGGAAAGAGCAAUGCUUUUAACAUAUUGAAAGAACUGAGAAGAGCGCCCUCCUUUGUAGUGGAAGAGAAUGUUGUUGGAUUUGAGGAUGAUGCUGAGAAACUCUUGGCAAAACUUCUGGAUGAGAAGGAGCCGCGGCGGUUUGUGAUUUCUAUCUUUGGUAUGGGUGGUUUGGGAAAAACUACUCUAGCUAAAAAGCUUUAUCAUAGCAAUGAAGUUAGGAAUAAGUUCGACUGUUGUGCUUGGGUUUCUGUGUCUCAAGAUUACAGGACUCAAGAUCUUCUUCGAAGAAUUAUCGAGUCUUUUAAGAUUGUAAAUACAAUGGAGGAGAUAGAGAAGCUGAGUGAAGAAAAUUUGGAGCGAUUUCUUCAUAAGUCUUUGGAAGGACACUCGUACUUGGUGGUGAUAGAUGAUGUGUGGCAGAAAGAAGCUUGGGAGAGUUUGAGGCGAGCAUUUCCAGACAACAAGAAUGGAAGUAGAGUGAUCAUCACUACCCGAAUUAGAGAAGUUGCUGAGCGUUCUGAUGACAAAACUCAUGCUCACGAGCUUCGAUUUCUAAGGUCAGACGAGAGUUGGCAGCUAUUUUGUGAUAAAGCCUUUAGGAACUUGAAUUUGGAUGAAGGAUUGGAGAAAUUAGGAAGAGAGAUGGUAGAAAAAUGCGGUGGCCUACCACUCGCCAUUAUUGUAUUGGGUGGUCUUUUAUCAGCAAAGAACCCACAAGAGUGGCGAGUGGUUCAUGAUCACAUUUGGCACCAUUUGAGGAGUGAAUCAAUUCAUAUCUCUUAUUUAUUAGCACUAAGCUUCAAUGAUUUGUCUUAUCAAUUGAAGCUAUGCUUUCUCUACUUGGGUCUGUUUCCGGAGGACUUUGAGAUCAACGUAGAAGAAUUAAUCAGAUUACUGGUGGCAGAAGGUUUUAUAUUGCAGGACGAGGACCAAGUUACGGAAGAUGUAGCCAAGAGCAACUUGGAUCAGUUGAUUGAUAGAAGCUUGAUUCAAACGGAACAGAGAUACAGGGGGAGAAUUAUAACAUGUCGAGUCCAUGAUCUUUUGAGAGAUUUAGCAAUUCAGAAGGCCAAAGAGCUGAACUUCAUUCACAUUUAUGAUGAAAUCACUCAUUCAAAUCGCUCCUCGAUUGUAUCAUCUUGUCGACGCCAAGCUGUAUAUUUCGAUAGUGGCAAAUGUUCCUGGCUUCAACACUGCAAUACAAUCUCACGUUCCCUUUUGUUAUUCAAACCAGAGUAUGACUUGCUCAAGAAACUUGUAACAACAAUCUGUACAAGUUUCAGGCUGCUAAGAGUGCUCCAUGUUGAAGGUUACAGAGGAUCAUCUCCCUGCCAAAGCGUGCCGAAAGAGAUUGGACAGUUGAUUCAUUUAAAGCAUCUGGGGUUAAGAAAUGUUGGCAUAUAUAAUCUGCCAGCAUCCCUUUUCCAUUUGCGGAAUCUGCAAACUCUUGAUCUGUACAGUGCUAAAUGGGAUCUUGGGCUAUCGAGUGAAGUUCAGAACUUGCAGGAGUUGAGACAUUUGAUUGGAAAUUUUAUAGGGCCUUUGCGGAUAGACAAUCUAGUAAACCUUCAGACGCUGAAGUAUGUAAAGUAUGAAUGCUGGAUCAAAAUUAAUCCUGAAAAGUUGGUCAAUCUUCGAGAGCUACACAUCGAUUGUUACAUGACAGUUCAACAAAAGAUGUUCGUUUUUGACUCCAUUGCCAAACUAAAAAGCAUCCAAAUUUUGUGUGUCAAGCUGAUUGGCGGCUACUCUUUUGAUUCUCUGCAACCACUCGUUCAUUGUCCUUGUCUCCAGGAUUUGAGAUUAGAUGGGAAGAUUGAGAAAUUACCAGGAGAUAUGCACGAACUCCUGCCGAAUCUUGCAUACUUAUCGCUGAAUAAUUCGUAUCUCAACGAUGAUCCAAUGCCUAUAUUAGAGAAGCUGCCUAGCCUCAUGGUUCUUGAAUUGUUCUCCAAUGUUUAUUCCGGAAAUAAAAUGACAUGCACGGCAAAGGGUUUUCCUCGGCUUGAAAGUUUGGAACUUCUUGUUGAAUUGGAAGAGUGGGAGGUAGAAGAAGGAGCCAUGCCAAUGCUUAGACGAUUGAUGAUGCCUGAGGUCUCCAACUCAAAGUUGAGAAUUGUAGAAAGAUUGAGAUCAAUCCUUGUUCUAGGAUGAAAAACUGGCUCUGUUGCCUUUCAAUCUCUCCAAUUUUUUUUUUUUUUUUUUUUUAAUAGCGUGACUGUGAAGUUAAGGAUGAAGACAAUACCUUGGGCCCAAGACGGGCGACGCCUGGGUGGAGGUUGAAUAGUCAGCCCAAGAGUGGAAAAAAGCCCAAGUUUUUUGAACUUGGGCCUGGACCUAGCCCAAGUGAUGUAAGAAAUUCUAAAAAUGUAAGAAUAAAUGUAAAUCAUAAUUAAUGUAUAUUUGAGGUCGUUAUAACUUAAAUAAAACAAA